AUGCCCCAUGUCUUCCUGGUCAGGAGUAGGCGUCUGCAAACACCUAAUUGGGACUACCUGACUGACCAACUCUGGGGAGAUGCCUAUGUCCCAGACUGCAGCAGCCUGAAGGGGCCACCAGCACACCAAUCUUCCAACCUUGGGGAGUCUUGGGCAGCAGGUGGGCAGCCCUUAGGGAUCUCUGUCCUGUGGGGCAGAAUUCCAGCCAACAAGUGGAUAGUGAUUUGUUGUGGUAAGGGCUUUCACAACACCUUUGCUCACAUGAGGCUUCACACCAGGAUCCAUCCAUUCCACUGCAGAGUUUGUGGGAAAGCAUUUACAUAGCACUGAUAGCUUGAAACGCAUCUUGCCAAGGUGCACGGCGGGUCACAGCCAGCUACGCUUACUGCUUACCGUGAGCUCCGUGAGAAGUUACAUGUGUGCACGAUCUGUGGCUUCACCAGUUCGAGGCACACUUUCGCGCAGCACUGGGCCCUGCACCGCGCUGCUUGA
Myotis daubentonii (Daubenton's bat) is the source of this 492-nucleotide messenger RNA. It is a transcript of the gene OVOL3, whose product is annotated as ovo like zinc finger 3. Gene Ontology annotation, biological process: regulation of transcription by RNA polymerase II; epidermal cell differentiation. The record is from RefSeq and is a predicted model, not a curated record. Gene Ontology annotation, cellular component: nucleus. Gene Ontology annotation, molecular function: RNA polymerase II cis-regulatory region sequence-specific DNA binding; DNA-binding transcription factor activity, RNA polymerase II-specific. Lineage: Eukaryota; Metazoa; Chordata; Mammalia; Chiroptera; Vespertilionidae.